Messenger RNA from Gryllus bimaculatus (two-spotted cricket), 637 nucleotides. The record is from the annotation of a GenBank genome assembly. Lineage: Eukaryota; Metazoa; Arthropoda; Insecta; Orthoptera; Gryllidae.
AUGGGCGGCAUGUCGACGCGGGAUGAUUUGAAUGCCGUAAGUGUGGGAGCCGCGGCUUUGCUGGGUGGUAACGUAGCGAUGCGGCCUGCGUGGGCGGCAGCGCUGCUGCUGCCGCCGCCGCCGCAGCUCCACGCCCACCCACGUAAGCGCGCUCCAGCGGCGCCGACGCGACUCCCGGCAGGCAGCCCUGCGCCACGGACCGCCCUCGCCGCCCGCGGGGCAGGGGAGAGUGGGGGUGGGGGCACGCUUCGCAGCAAAGCGGAAGUGGUAAACAGAGCAGUGGGAAAUAUCUGUGGAAUCACGUGUUAAUGAGUGGACGAGUUGAGUCCCGCCCUCAAAAUAUCCUGUGGGCUAGUGCCGCUUUCUCCGAACAUGCUCAUGAUGCGUAUUGGAAAAGGGAGACCAGAUAAGUCCGGAGGGGUUCUUGAAAAGUUUUAUGCUUUUGAAGGAUUUAUAAUUAUUUUGGGCAAUAUCUAUAAUAUGUAAAUAUAUAUCAAAACUUUUCUUAAAUUAGAAAAUAUGAAUAAAGUUCAUACAAUUUUAGAAACUAUCCAAUAUAAACAAUUACAAUACUAUGAACAUGUUAAAAGAAUGAAAGAAAAUAGAAUUACAAAAAUUAUUUUAGAGUGGACUCCUG